GUCACGCGGUCACGUGACCUAUUGCGGGAAGCAUGUGACUCGGUUUUGACACUUUAAUUAUUAACUAAGCUUUUAACUGAAAUGUAAUGUCGAACUGCAAGAGCCAACUACUAAAGCCGUGGGUCGUCGUGCGAGAGUGUUAAGUGUGAUUUAUCUGCGGAAUUGGCCAUGUUGGAUGGCGAGCUAGAGCCUGAACUAGAGUCUGAAGCUUUAUGCCUGGAACCGAACCAACCAAACUGAAUCCACCCAACCGAGCCCCGGGCGGGUAGGAGGCUCCUCAGCAGCCGCUCUGUUUUUUCCCUUUGGUUUCCAUGACGCAACAAGUUCAUUUCUGUCCUCCUAAACUUUCACAUUUACCCGUUACCCUCACUAAAACCCCUCUGGACACUGCCACCAUAACGUGGACUUUGCAAGGUCGUUUAAUGAACUGUUGUGUUGCGCUUAUAACAUUCUUGAUAAAAACAAGGACUGAAUCAAGUACAGUAUCACAUUGUAAAUAUUGAACGUUCUGUAAUUUAUGUUGAAAAUGUGAAUGGCCAUUCGAAUUUACAUGUCUGUUUGUUGUUGUUUAUUUUUCCUAUAAUUCUUUAAUAUAAUUUGGUACCAUUUUAAAUUUAAAACCUGUGUUCAGUCUUUAUUACUCUCCAUUCCUAGAGCUGAAUUUAGUUUCUUCUGAUCUAGCCCAGUUAUAUAAUUCCUUGUUUACUUAAUACUUGUACAUUGCUUUACUUAAGUAACAUACAGGCUACAUAUGCAAUCUACUACUACAAGUUUCAAUCAAUCAAUCAAUGAAUGCCUACUGAGCCUAUGGUGCUGUUAAGUUAUUGUGGCUCAAUUAUCCUUUUUUUAUGUAUUAUUAUUUAAUAUAUAUUAUUGUUUUAGUUGCUUAAGUGAUGUUCCUGGCUCUGAAUUUGCUCAUUGCUAUUUUUAUGUUUUUGUGCAUUAUUUGUUGCCGUAAUGAGGUUACUCAUCAGUUACUCAGUACUUGAGUAGAUUUUUCACAACAUACUUUUUACUUUUACUCAAGUAAAUAUUUGGGUGACUACUCCUUACUUUUACUUGAGUAAUAAAUCUCUAAAGUAACAGUACUCUUACUUGAGUACAUUGCUUUACUUAAGUAACAUACGGCCUACAUAUUGUGGCGAGCUAGCCAGGAGUGGAGAAAAAUAACUGAGCAAUUUUUGUUGUGGUACUUAUAUUAUUGUCUUGGAAAAAUGGAAAUAUUCGAGAAAAAUGGCAUUAAGAUUCUAAAUGCAGUUUUGAUUGAAGACGCGACAAAAACUAAAACUGACGACGAAGUAGUUGAAUUUUUAAAGCAGUACGGGUCUAUUUCAAAAAUUGAAUUUAUAGACGAACCGGAAUCUGAUUUUCAUUCUUCGAUUGUCGUAGAGUACAACUCAGGCACCUCAUUGGUUGCGUUACGUCCACUUCUGCCAUAUACAAGUGUGCGAUACGGAAAAAGUGGCAUAUGAAAUUUUAGACCUCGCUACAGUCUGCGCGGACGAAGUAGGGAAGCGAAAGACCAAUGAUUACCUCUCCGAGCUCGAAAAAAUUGCGAAACUGACUGGCCAAGAUUUUUCAGUCAUUCUAAGUGGGGUGAUGUCUUUGCUUGGUCAGAAGGUCAACAAGCUCCACACCACCGCCACUGAGGAUGAGGCUCUUUCUGAAGAUGGUAAAAAGCAUUCGGCUGAUCUUGCCGCGUCGAACCAGCACGUGGAAUUGCCACCACGAGUCCAGCCGGAUCCUACAGCCCAAACCGGCACAAUACCUCCUUCGCCAGCCAUGUUGCACGGUAAUCUCAACCCACCUGAAGUUCGUUAUGUGGUCGAACAUAUUGUGAAGAACGACGAUAGCGCUAUGAACAUGUCAGCACAGCGUCUCAGGGCCUUCUCAGGAAGAUCACCCAGAUCUCCAACAGAGUCCGAUUACGACACAUGGCGUUCCGGGGUAGACCUUCUACUAAGGGAUCCUGCCGUGUCCGAUCUACAGCGCUCACGCAAAAUCUUUGAUAGCUUACUACCACCUGCUGCAGAUAUGGUGAAGCACCUGAAACCGGAUACUCGUCCAACUGUGUAUCUACAGACACUUGACUCAGCAUACGGGAUGGUCCAGGGUGGUGAUGAGCUAUACGCCAAGUUUAUGGACACGUUCCAGGAUGCUGGGGAAAAACCGUCUAAUUAUCUGCAACGUCUACAGGUAGCACUGAACCAGGCUGUGAAACGAGGUGGUGUACUAAACAAAGACUUUGAAAGACAUCUUCUGACUCAAUUUUGCCGUGGUUGUUGGGACAACUCCCUAAUAACAGAACUUCAACUGAAACCAAGGAAAAAGAACCCCCCAACAUUUGCUGAAUUUCUGCUCUUGCUGCGAACUGAAGAAGAUUCUGAAGCAGCCAAAGCCAUCCGCAUGCAGCAACAUCUGCUCUUCACGCUCCAGAGCUGCAAACCAUGCGCAGUACGCCAACACAGACAAUGCAGGAAGGGGAGAGAUUGCUGCUCUCACCAACGUCACGCAGCAGCUCACUAAACAGCUGGCUGACAUCCAGAAGCAGCUCGCAACACUCACUGCUGCCCAGUCCAGAUCCAGUCAGUCUGCUGCUUUCAAACCCAUGCCUGGUAAUGUGUUUAGUAAGGGCCAAGGGGCGGGCAAGCAACCAAAGAACCCGUCUUCUGUUCCCAAGCCUGUUUACUGCUAUCGGUGUGGUGAAGAUGGUCACAUAAAAACAAACUGUGAUAAUCCCCCGAACUCUGUAUUAGUCGCUGCAAAGAAGAAACGGUUCGCAGAAAAACAACAAAACUGGCAACGUUUUAACUCCUCAUCAAGACCAUCUUUAAACUAGAGUCAGUUCCAGUUGUGGGGCAAACUGGAACUGUUGUGGACCCACAAUGUCCCAAUCCAAAGAAGAAACAUGUCAAAUGUCAAGAAAUGAUCCAAAACACUACUGCUGUUCCAUCCCGGUUACCUAAAGGCUUGGUCGGAUCCCGCUGUACAGCAAACAUCAAAAUCGCUGGCGAAGAAUUCAACUGCUUGUUGGACACCGGAUCGCAAGUAACCACGAUCCCAGUCUCAUUCUAUAACCAGCAUUUUGCGGACCAGCCAGUGAAACCCCUGCGUGACUUGCUGCAAGUUGAAGGAGCUGCGGGACAGGCUGUUCCGUAUCUCAGAUAUGUGGAGAUGGUGGUCACCUUUCCAAGAGAGUUCCUGGGAGCUAAUUUUGACGUCUCAACGCUAGCACUGGUUGUUCCUGACAUCGAAACUCAUCAGUCCCAGGUGGUAAUCGGCAUGAAUAAACUGGAGCCGUUAUGCAACCAGCAUAUGGGGAGUGACUUCUCCAACUUCCAGCCGACGGCAAAUGGCUACAGAGCAGUGCUGCAACUGCUGCAAAUACGGCACCAGCAACAACAACAAGGCUAUGACGGAGUUGUGAGGUUACCCAGUAAGUCGCCAGUCCUCAUCCCUGCUGGCCGCACCACCGUCAUCGAUGGCUCUACUUCCACCAGCAUGCUGUCUCACGGUCAGUGGACGCUUGUGGAGCAUCCCGCCUCACCACUGCCAGGUGGGCUGUGUGUCAAAAAUUAUUUGAUUAUGCUGCCAAGCCAAUCCCACAAGAAGAUUCCUGUCAUCCUGAGUAACGAGUCGGACCAGGAUGUGACCAUUCCACCUCUCUCCACCAUUGCAGAACUUGCCGUGUCACCACAGAUCUUGUCGCACAGCGUGUCAACAAGCUUUUCACCAUCUGAAAGUCCUCACAUCAAUUUGAAUCUCAAUUUUGGAAAGUCACCUAUUCCACCAGAGUGGAAGGCAAGAAUCACAGAGAAACUCCAUCAGAUCCCGGAUGUCUUCGCACUCAGUGAACUGGACUUUGGAUGCACAAACAAGGUAAAACAUCACAUAAAGCUGGAUGACGAAACUCCGUUCAAACACAGAGCUAGACCCAUUCACCCUCAUGACAUCGAGGCUGUCCGACAACAUCUCAGAGACCUACUGGAGGCUGGUGUCAUUCGUGAAUCAGAGUCGCCAUUUUCGUCACCAAUCGUCGUGGUCCGUAAGAAGAACGGGGAUAUACGCUUGUGCAUCGACUACAGGAAGCUGAACCUUCAAACGGUUAAAGACGCCUAUCCCUUGCCAAAUAUGGAGGAGUCUCUUUCCGCUUUGACCGGAUCAAAAUGGUUCAGCGUUCUCGAUUUAAAAUCUGGGUAACCUCCAAAUC
Nerophis ophidion (straightnose pipefish) is the source of this 4210-nucleotide messenger RNA. RefSeq lists its product as uncharacterized. Gene Ontology annotation, molecular function: aspartic-type endopeptidase activity. The transcript has 2 exons. The coding region runs from base 2926 to 4200 and encodes 424 amino acids. Lineage: Eukaryota; Metazoa; Chordata; Actinopteri; Syngnathiformes; Syngnathidae. The record is from RefSeq and is a predicted model, not a curated record. Gene Ontology annotation, biological process: proteolysis.